GAUCACUUCCGCCUGGCUGCAGGAACAAGAAGCAGGAGCAUCUCUUCCAGCGAGCAGCUCCUUGUCCGUGUCAUGGAGAGCAGAUGAGCCGCCCCUGAGAGGCUCUGCACCAGCGACCAGCGUCUCCACAGGAGCGAGGGCAGGAGACACUCGCCGAGGAGGCUGUGAGGACUGCUGAAGAUGUCCGAUAGUGUGGAUAUUGAAGAGAAACCUCCAGCCCCCCCUCUUAGAAUGAACAGUAAUAACCGCGAUUCUUCAGCGUUAAAUCACUGCUCGAAACCACUACCCAUGGCACCCGAGGAGAAGAACAAGAAGGCCAGGCUGCGCUCUAUUUUCCCAGGAGGGGAUAAAACCAACAAAAAGAAAGAGAAGGAGCGUCCAGAGAUCUCCCUCCCUUCAGACUUUGAGCACACCAUCCAUGUUGGCUUUGAUGCGGUGACGGGCGAGUUCACUGGAAUCCCAGAGCAAUGGGCUAGAUUACUGCAGACCUCAAAUAUUACCAAACUGGAGCAGAAGAAGAAUCCUCAGGCUGUGUUAGAUGUUCUCAAAUUCUACGAUUCCAAAGAGACUGUGAACAACCAGAAGUAUAUGAGCUUUACAUCUGGAGACAAAAGCGCACACGGAUAUAUAGCUGCUCACUCUUUGAACACAAAGACUGCAUCAGAGCCCCCUCUAGCCCCUCCUGUCUCCGAGGAGGAGGAUGAAGAAGAGGAAGAGGAGGAGGAGGAUGAGCCCCCACCUGUAAUAGCCCCACGUCCUGAACAUACAAAAUCUAUUUAUACGCGGUCUGUAAUUGAACCAGUAGCUGUACCUGUACCAGCUAAAGAGGCCUCGACUUCCCCAGUAACCACCCAACCAGAAAACUCAAGCACGAGCACUUUGUACAGGAAUACCGACCGACAACGCAAAAAAUCCAAGAUGACAGAUGAAGAAAUCCUGGAGAAAUUAAGAAGCAUUGUAAGCGUGGGUGAUCCCAAAAAGAAGUACACGAGGUUUGAAAAGAUUGGCCAAGGGGCAUCUGGUACAGUGUACACAGCUAUAGACAUUGCUACAGGACAAGAGGUAGCAAUAAAGCAAAUGAACCUUCAACAGCAGCCCAAAAAAGAAUUAAUUAUUAAUGAGAUCUUGGUCAUGAGGGAAAAUAAAAAUCCUAACAUUGUGAAUUAUUUAGACAGUUAUCUGGUUGGGGAUGAGCUCUGGGUAGUGAUGGAGUACCUGGCUGGGGGUUCUUUGACUGAUGUCGUAACAGAAACGUGUAUGGAUGAAGGACAGAUUGCAGCUGUUUGUCGAGAGUGCCUACAAGCCUUGGACUUCUUGCAUUCAAAUCAAGUUAUACACCGAGAUAUCAAGAGUGACAACAUAUUGCUUGGGAUGGAUGGAUCAGUUAAACUUACUGACUUUGGUUUCUGCGCUCAGAUUACGCCUGAGCAAAGUAAACGUAGCACAAUGGUGGGGACACCUUACUGGAUGGCUCCUGAAGUGGUGACGAGAAAAGCCUAUGGACCUAAAGUGGACAUUUGGUCCUUAGGAAUAAUGGCCAUAGAAAUGGUUGAAGGAGAACCGCCUUACCUUAAUGAAAACCCUCUCCGAGCGUUGUACCUGAUAGCAACCAAUGGAACUCCAGAACUGCAAAAUCCUGAGAGACUGUCAGCUGUUUUCAGAGAUUUCCUCAACCGAUGCCUAGAGAUGGAUGUGGACAGAAGAGGUUCUGCCAAGGAGCUUCUACAGCAUCCAUUUUUAAAACUAGCCAAGCCUCUUUCUAGUCUGACUCCAUUGAUUAUAGCAGCAAAGGAAGCCAUUAAGAACAGCAGCCGCUAGCUACGCCGGACUCGAGCUGUAGCCUUCACGUGAGAACACAGAACUCAGCAGAAUCUGCAAACCUCAUCCCCUCACAGCAGGAUUAACCAGCUACUGUCCUGGGGAAACUUACCCCACCAUGAUGCACCUACUCGUGUCUUCUUCUACCUGCCCUCUUGGAUUCCUCAAACUCCAAUUUUAUUUUUUAUUGUAAGUAGGAACAGGACUUAAAAUUCUACAUGGCACGUUACAAAGAAAUGGUGCUGCACGUCCGCACGUUAAUCCGCUGCAGAAACUCUCCGUAGAUGGGUUCUUUCAUAACGGACGAUUCAUUUUCUGUCUGGUUACUUCUUUGCUUUGUAUUAAAAGAGAAAAAAAAACUGAAAAAAAAUGUUUCUGCAUCUCCAAAUAUGCAGCAUCUGUAACAGGUCUGAUGGUCUUUGUAGGCCUCGAAUCCCCCUUAUUCUCCUGGUCUCCCGUUCCUGUUUUUCACCACAGGGUCUGUUUACUUACGGUACAAUUUGCAUGUAAGAGCAACCAUUCAACAAGGGAAGGUACAUUGUGUUGUCCAUGACGCAGCCAGAUUAGAUCAUACAACAUGGAGACCAUUGCGCCUCCGAAGAAGCAUUGCAGAGGUUAAUAAAGAGGAAGGAAUAUGGCACAAAUAUUGUCUGGAAAUAUGUGGCUCAGUUUGAUACUGUUCACCCUUCUUAGUGCUGUUGUUUUAGCAUAUAAGAAGAUUUUUGUGGCCAAACGUUCACUUUUAAAAGAUAAUCAAUAGGCACCUAUAGUCUACAAACUCAGGGGACGCAGCCAUCUUGGGCUUGGGUUUUCCAGGUUGUUAAUUGCCUAGGGGUAGAAAUUAUAUUUAUAUAAUACGCUACCACACCAGUCACGAAGUGGGUCAGUGAAGUUACAAAAUGGCUGACGACACCAUGUAUAGGCUGCAUGCAUUGUGUGAAGGUGACUCUUUGGUGAAUCAUGCUAAACAGCAAUUAAAAAAUUCUCUAAUUGUUAUUACUUUUCAUUUUUUUUUUUUUUAUUAAGCACCAAAGACAAAAAUAGGCUAAAAAAUGUGUAAUUAUCCACCUACUGAAAUGCUGUACCUUUUUUGUCAUAAUUUGAGGAAUUCCUGUAUCAAAAUGGUCUUGUCUCCUACUGCAGCAGAUCAUACAAGGAUGAAAGAAUGUUCCCAGAAAGAUCGUUCAUCCAUCGUCUGGUUUCAUUGAAUGUGUAUGGGCCUUUGAACAACUGUAAAGGCCAGCAUGGACUAAACUAUUUAUGGCUAUGUCUGUGAAAGGAAGGUUCACCAGAUGUUUUUUCAACUGCUUUUCGACCAUCAACUAACCUCUAGCUGUAAUGUGUAGGGGAACCAUUAGUGCCAUGUUAGUUCUGCCAGAUGAUUAGGUGGGUGGUAUAAGUGACAGAACGUAGAGCUGAAGUCAUCCAGGAGGCUUCUAGAACUAGGGGUUAUCUCCUGGAAGAACUGGCAAGUCCUCCUACUGUAUAUAGCGCAUUGAGAGCUGCUUGCUCUUGGAAAGCAGCUCUCCUUAGGACAUAGCCUGCAAGGGAAAGGGGCAUGGACUUUGAAAAAAGUGGUAUGUCCACAGCAAUGUGUUGGCAAGUAUGGAUGAAGUUUAAAAUCUAUUGAGCUACAGUAAAAAUAAAAAAUUGUAACAUCUUCAACUGACGGAUGUUACUUAGACCAUUAUGUGAAAAGGAUGAGCUGGAUUUAGUCCCAUAAUCGUUAAUCGAUCUCCAUAUUCAGUACUGCAGGGAAUGAAGACGAGCUCAUAGUAGAUAUCAUAUACAACGUCAUUGUGUAUAGUUUGGCAGGGCAUGGACAGGCCCGCUCCACGGUCGCAGGAGCAGUUGAUGCUAUGCAGCUCUCCCCUAUGGGUCAUAGCGUAAAGGGGUCCUUUUUUUUUAAUUUUUUUAUUCUAGGGCAGUGUAGAACAAAAUUCAAUCUAUUGUUGCUUAAUGUAAUAUUUUACAGUUAAAAUGAAACAUAGAAGGAGUUACUCUUAUUGUAAGGGUUAAUCUGCAAGGUAUACUGGAAUUUUAUUUGGAAUAGCACAAAGAGAAGAGCAUGGCAGUUUUAAAAAGGUGAGCGAUAUCUUGAAGACGGUACAAAAUGAAAAAGAUAAAAAUAAAAAGGAUUUUUAGAUCUUGGAUGGUACGUUUUGUCUGGAAUCUUCAUAUUCCCACUUGUGUACCGUAUUUGCUACCGGUACAUUUUAGGCUAUGGCCACACAUAGCAGCUGCUGUGGAUUUUGCCUCAUUUUCAGAAAUUCCACAUUUCACAUGAGUUUUGCUGUGUAUUUACUGCAAGUUUCAACCUGUGCAGAUUUAAAUCUGCACCACAGGUCAAUUUAUGUUGCAGAUUUUUUUCGCAAUGCUUGAAUGUGAUUUCUUUCCAUCUCAUUCACUUUGCGGAUUUGCAGCGCAGAUGUUUCAUCCUAUAUUUAUUUAUGACUUAUUUUCUUAUGUUUCUUUUAUUUGGUUCUUAUUAUGCUAUGUUCUGCACAGUUCUGUAUUGUUUGAAUGUUCGGCUUUGCUUAUUUUUUUUAUUUCCGACAUAGAUUGCAGGCUUUCUAUGAGAAUCAAAAGAAUGAAAAUGACACCAAAAAGGGCAGGAGAAAGCAGCCAGACCAAAUUCUCUAAAAUAUUUCCUGCCUGUCCCGCUAUGACUGUGGUAGAGCACUAUUCUUUAGUCAUGUGAGCAGCUCUCUCCGCCCCAGAGGUUCUGAUUUCUGUUUCAUCACUGUUAACAGCCCGACAAAUGUGGAGUUAUGACAUGAUUGGUGGAAAGUGAAGAAAGCAGCAAUCUAAACAGUUCCAAUAUUGCUGUUAACAGAUCUGCUUUAAUAUAUUGCUUUCCACAUUCUAGACCUCAGGAACAGUCAAAGCACUUUGAUGUUCCUUAUGGAUAAGUUGUAAUAAAACUUAGAAAAAUAGAAGAAUGGUACUGUAUCUGGAAAUUUGCCUGUUUCCAGUUCAUUUAGAUUGGUUAUUUACCAGUAAAAUGCUGGUAAUGUUGAAG
Messenger RNA from Bufo bufo (common toad), 4840 nucleotides. RefSeq names its product p21 (RAC1) activated kinase 3 (gene PAK3). Gene Ontology annotation, molecular function: ATP binding; protein serine/threonine kinase activity. NCBI's taxonomy places the organism in Eukaryota, Metazoa, Chordata, Amphibia, Anura, Bufonidae. The record is from RefSeq and is a predicted model, not a curated record. Bases 181 to 1818 code for a protein of 545 amino acids. Gene Ontology annotation, cellular component: cytoplasm. The transcript is spliced from 15 exons. Gene Ontology annotation, biological process: protein phosphorylation; regulation of MAPK cascade; regulation of actin cytoskeleton organization.